GUGAGCUGUGAUUGGUCACAGCUUGUCACAUGGUACAAGGCUGUUGUGAAUAGCCCUGUACCAUGUGACCUCUGUGAUCAUUCACAGAUUUCACACGUAGUAAGCAAUGUUAUCAGAAGUGACGUUUUGCUUACUACUCUGCAUGUGAUCACUGAUUGGCCAAUCAGUGAUCACAUGAUCGGGACCUCGCACAGAGGUCCCGUUCGACGAUCGGUGUUCCACUGUCUCCGGACGACACAGCGGGCACCGGAUCGCGGUGCUGUGUGCUCCCAGGGAGCGCGCACAAGCAGGGUUCGGGGA
Molecule: messenger RNA, 300 nt
Organism: Staurois parvus
Lineage: Eukaryota; Metazoa; Chordata; Amphibia; Anura; Ranidae
Source: the annotation of a GenBank genome assembly